AUGCAUAUCAACACCUUGGUCAAGGUUGAUGAACUCAUGAGAAACUUCAUAGAUGCCACCAAGGCAUUCAGCGAGCAAUGCCAGCUUGGAUAUUCGGUAUCAUCGAGUGAGGUCGCCCCAGCGAGGCAGAACUUGCUCACGCUUCUGGCGGAGCUGCAGGUUCUGUUAUUCCAGCCCACCAAUUUCCUUCGCAGUUUAGCAAGUCAGGUCCAAAUACUUGCAUGCCUUCAGUGGUUGGGGGAUUUUCAAGCGCUUGCCUGCAUUCCGUUGAAUAACAGUGUCCAAAUUCAAGUAAUUUCCGACGUUAUUGGCGUGCCAGAAGCACAGUUGAGCCGCAUACUGUGCAUGAUGACCACGGCUGGAUUUCUUUACGAGCCACAGCCAGGCUACAUCGCACACACUCCCCUCUCAGCCAGUUUCGUCACUCAGCCGUCUCAUCUGGAUGCCGCUCUGUUCCUAGCGGGGACGGCCGCCCCUGCUGCGUUGAACAUGACUGUAGCCACAAAGAGCUACGGCCAUUCUGAUAGCCCCAGUGCAUGUGCUUACUCGAUUGCUUUCAACACAGCACAAUCUUUCCAGUCGAGCUGUGGCACUUGUCCAAAAUUGAAGAGGCAGUUUGCCGCCUAUACUCGUCAUAUGGAUCCCACCGACGACGGAACUGCUACCGAGCUACUGGGUCGGCUUGAUUGGCCCAAAUUAGGCAACGCGCGAGUUGCGGACGUAGUUGCCGAGUCCAUAUCACCCGUUUCAGCACUGGCAAAGCUCUACCCGUCAUUGAACUUUAUCGUGCAAAUGGACGACACCACAUCUGCAUCCAGUGGCUAUGCGAUGAACAACCAGCUGAUGGACCGCAUCUCGGUGCAGCAGCGAACCAGUGGACAGCAACAAGUCGUAAAGGAUGCCGCGGUAUACAUGGUACGCUUGACAUCGUCAGUUCUGGUGACGCCCUUUUCGCAGCUUCGUAAGCAGAUUCUGGCGGAGCUGGAGGCACAUGUAAAGGUUUUGAGCGCAAACCCAGCGGCUACCUUGAUCUUACAGGUGAGGGUUCUUCCUAAAACCACGUCUCUUGAACACUAUGGACCAGGCACUGCUCGUGUCCUUGAUCUGUCUCUGCUGCAGUUAGGAAGUGAUCGCCCAAUGGAAAUUACCGACAUCUUUGCUUUGGUGGAAGACGUUCAUCAUGAUGGAAGUGGCAGGCUCGUCAUUGUGAAGAAUAUGUGUGUGCAGAAUAAUGAUUUCGUCGUCCUAGGAGUGAAGUACCAAGCUGGAUCUUAUAUACAAUAA
Metarhizium robertsii ARSEF 23 is the source of this 1284-nucleotide messenger RNA. Its product is annotated as O-methyltransferase family protein. The transcript has 3 exons. Gene Ontology annotation, molecular function: methyltransferase activity. Bases 1 to 1284 code for a protein of 427 amino acids. The record is from RefSeq and is a predicted model, not a curated record. Lineage: Eukaryota; Fungi; Ascomycota; Sordariomycetes; Hypocreales; Clavicipitaceae.